Molecule: messenger RNA, 2146 nt
Organism: Rubroshorea leprosula
Lineage: Eukaryota; Viridiplantae; Streptophyta; Magnoliopsida; Malvales; Dipterocarpaceae
Source: the annotation of a GenBank genome assembly
CUCAAGUUGGAUGGUGGAUGGUGAAUCACGCAAUAGAGAUGCUUCUUGAACGCAGAGAAGACUAGCUGGGUGUUUUAGUUGUAAUUUGUCCAUUGCAAUUAGGCAUAGGGCAUUAGACCUCUCUCAAUGUCUCAACUAAGGGUUCCUCCCACUUUGUUCCAUCCUUCUUUCCCUUCAGGCAUUUCUACCAGACUACCUAGGCCUCCAUCACUCCGUCGUGAUUAUAUUCCUUGUCAAGUCCGAUCCAUGGUUGCCCCCGAUAAUCAAAUUAUUGUUAGAAGAACAGCAAAUUACCAGCCUACCAUCUGGGGAUAUGAUUAUAUUCAAUCACUCAGAACGGAAUAUGUGGGAGAAUCAUACACUAUACGCAGAAACAAGUUAAAGGAAGAUGUAAGACUGAUGCUAGACAAGUACGUACACAAGGAACCUUUGUAUCAACUUGAGUUUAUUGAUGCCUUGGAAAGGCUUGGAUUAUCAUACCAUUUUGAAGAUGAAAUAAAGAAAAUUUUGGAGAGAGUGUAUGGUAAUAACCAGUGCAAUUAUGGGCUCAAGAAAGAUAGUUUAUAUGCUACAGCUCUUAAGUUCAGACUCUUAAGGCAACAUGGUUAUAAUAUACCUCAAGAGAGUUUCAAUAAAUUCAUAGAUGAGAAUGGAAACUUCAAGGCUUGCUUUGGCGAGGAUUGCAGAGGAAUGCUAUAUUUGUAUGAAGCCUCUUUCCUUUCAGUGGAAGGUGAAAAUGUACUAGAUGCAGCUAAAACUUUUGCAACAAAGCAUCUUAAUGAAUAUGUAAAGUGUAAGGAAGGAAAAGAUCCAUAUCUUUUCACACUAGUGAAACAUGCCCUGGAGUUUCCACUGCACUGGAGGAUGCUAAGGAUGGAAGCAAGAUGGUUCAUUGAAGUAUAUCAAAAAAGUCCAGACAUGAACCCCAUCUUGCUAGAUCUAGCCAAGUUGGAUUUCAACAUGGUGCAGGCUAUACACCAAGAAGAUCUAAAAGAUGCUUUCAUGUGGUGGAAGAGAACAGGUCUUGGGGAAAAGUUGGAGUUCAUCAGAAACAGGAUGCUAGAGAAUUUCUUAUGGACAAUAGGAGGAUCAUUCCAACCUCAGUAUGGAUAUGUUAGAAGAAUGGCCUCACAAGUCAAUGCACUGAUAACAACAACUGAUGAUGUUUAUGAUGUCUAUGGAACUUUGGAUGAACUUGAGCUUUUUACUGAUGCCAUUGAGAGAUGGGAUAUCAAUGCAAUAGAACAUCUCCCAGACUACUUGAAGUUAUGUUUUUUUGCUUUGCACAACUUCGAAAACCAAGUUGUUUCUGAUAUUUUCAGGGAACAAGGAUUAAACAUUCUUCCAUACUCAAAGAAAGCGUGGCUUAAUUUAUAUAAAGCUUAUUUGAUAGAGGCAAAAUGGUACCAUAAUGGAUACACAACAACUCUGAAAGAGUACAUUGACAAUGCAGUGGUUUCUAUAUCUGCACCUGUAAUACUAUAUCAUUCUUAUGUUCUGGCUUCGAAUCCAAUAACUAUGGAGGUCUUGCGAUAUUUAGAUGAGGAAUUUCCUGACAUAAUCCGUUGUUCAUCAAUGAUUUUUAGGCUUGCAAAUGAUUUGGGAACUUCUCCAGUACUUGACCUUUAAUCCUCUCUUUUUGCUUCUUCUAUACAUGAAUACCAUUUGAAUUAUUUUCACCCUAUUUGAUUUGCACUUAUGCAUUUUGAUCUAGGAUGAAAUGAAAAGAGGUGAUGUUCCAAAAUUCAUUCAAUGUUACAUGCAAGAAACUAAAGGUUCUGAAGAAGAUGCUCGCAAAUAUAUACGAGAUUUGGUUGGCAUAACAUGGAAGAAGAUGAACAAGGAAUUAUUGGAUCAGACCUCUCCUCUUCCUCGAUCUUUGAUUGAAGCUGCGAUAAAUCUUGCAAGAAUGGCUCAAUUUAUGUAUUCGCACGGAGACGGCCAUAGUUCUCAAGAUCAUGUCAUGAAGACUCGCAUAUUAUCAUUGCUUGUCAAUCCCAUAGUUUAGGGAAGAGGAUGGAAUUCCUAGCUGUUGAAACCAAGACUUGGUUGUCCAUACCUUUUUCUUAAAGGAGGAUGGCUAAUAGGUCACUAGAUUUUGGAUUCAAUCCCAAAUAAGGAUAGCAAAUAAAAGGUACUUAAUUAA